This is a messenger RNA of Acipenser ruthenus (sterlet), 8292 nucleotides long. Its product is annotated as forkhead box protein J3. The record is from RefSeq and is a predicted model, not a curated record. Gene Ontology annotation, cellular component: nucleus. Gene Ontology annotation, biological process: regulation of transcription by RNA polymerase II. Gene Ontology annotation, molecular function: DNA-binding transcription factor activity, RNA polymerase II-specific; RNA polymerase II cis-regulatory region sequence-specific DNA binding. The coding region runs from base 478 to 2448 and encodes 656 amino acids. NCBI's taxonomy places the organism in Eukaryota, Metazoa, Chordata, Actinopteri, Acipenseriformes, Acipenseridae. The transcript is spliced from 12 exons.
GGGCUAGUUAAUUGUGCGAAUGUGGAUCCCUUCACUCACUGCGUGAGCAGUAUGGAGUGAUCUGCGACGUGCUCCGACUGGCGCUGGAAGUAGUUCCGGGUGUUUGAGCGAGCGGUUCCCGGAUGUUUGCUGCCGAGUGGAAAGCUGACGGGAGAAGGUGGGGAAGCCGAGGGAAAACACUGACCGACACACCGGCCGGGGCAGAGCGGGUCUGACCCGGGACAAACACAAAAAACUAUACUGCGGGGGGGAGCGGAGCCCAUUCCCCGGGGCAAAGAAGAAGAAAAAGUAGCGGUGGAGGGGGGUGGACUGUUGUUCCAAUACGUACCCGGACCGGUCCCGCACCACCAACCCGGACUCCAGUCAGACUAACGGAGCAGGAGCAAAGGCCACACUGUCAAGCGAGGGAACCAGCCAAGAGCCCAGCCCUUGUUUUCAUCUUCAGCUGCAGGUUCGCAAGCCCUCCUCGGCCCCACAAUGACGUCAGAGCUGGAGAGCAGCCUCACCUCCAUGGACUGGCUGCCACAGCUCACCAUGCGCGCGGCCAUCCAGAAGGCAGACGCCACACAGAAUGCCCACGGGCCGGGCAUGGCCAAGAAGAACGCUUUGCUGGACCCCAACACCACUCUGGACCAGGAGGAGGUCCAGCAGCACAAGGACGGCAAGCCCCCGUAUAGCUACGCCAGCCUCAUCACAUUUGCUAUCAACAGCUCUCCAAAGAAGAAAAUGACUCUGAGCGAGAUUUAUCAGUGGAUCUGUGAUAAUUUCCCUUAUUACAGAGAGGCUGGCAGUGGUUGGAAGAACUCAAUUCGGCACAAUCUAUCACUGAACAAGUGUUUCCUCAAAGUGCCUCGCUCCAAAGAUGACCCAGGGAAGGGGUCAUACUGGGCAAUCGACACAAACCCAAAGGAGGACUCGCUGCCCACCCGGCCAAAGAAGAGGCCCCGAUCUGGAGAGCGGGCCUCAACCCCAUACAGCCUGGACUCUGAUUCUUUGGGAAUGGACUGCAUCAUCUCUGGAAGUGCCUCUCCGACUCUGGCAAUGAACACUGUGACUAACAAAGUAGCGUUGUAUAACACAGAUCAGGAUGGGAGUGACAGUCCCCGGAGCAGCCUUAACAACAGCCUCUCAGACCAGAGCCUGGCAUCUGUGAACUUGAACAGCGUUGGCAGUGUGCACAGUUACACACCGGUAAGCAGCCACCCCGAGCCUGUGUCCCAGUCCAUGACUCUACAGCAACAGCAGCCACCACCGCAGGCUCAGUACAGCAUGCCAGAGCGGGACAAACAACUCCUCUUCUCUGAGUAUAACUUUGAAGAUCUCAGUGCCUCCUUUCGCAGCCUUUACAAAUCAGUCUUCGAGCAGUCUUUUAGCCAGCAGGGUUUGAUGACUAUGCCCUCGGAGUCAACGCAGCAGCAGACCCACACGUCCUGUUCCUACCAGCACUCCCCUAGCAGCACAGUGAGCACUCACCCACACAGCAGCCAGAACAGCCUGACAAACAGUGGGGGGCCCCUGUCCCACCCUCAACAAAUCCACACACAACAGCAGCACCCGCAGAACACCCAUCCUGUGCACACUUCUCCACACCCCCAGCAGCACAGCCAGCACCUUUCCCAGCACCCUCAGCAGCAUGGGCAGCACCCUCAGCAACAUGGGCAGCAUCCUUCCCAGCAUCCUCAACAGCACGGACAGCAUCCAUCCCAGCACCCUCAGCAACAAGGGCAGCACCUUUCCCAGCAUCCUUCCCAACAGCACGGACAACACCCUUCCCAGCAUGCUCAGCAGCAUGGACAGCAUCCUCAGCAACACGGACAGCACCCUCAGCAGCAUGGGCAGCACCCCUCACAGCACCCACAUGCACAGCAACACCACCCGAACCACCAGCCCCUCUCGCACCAGGCCCAUCCGGCACAGCAACAGAUGCCCUGCAACACUGGUCUCCAAUCAGACUGGUACCCCAAUCUCGAUGCACUGAAAGAGAGCUGCCGCAUUGCUAGCAGUUAUAACUGGGCUGACGUGGACCUGUCACCGUUUCAAGGAUUAAAGGAGAGCAUGAGGCAGGCAGACCUCAAUAACUGGUCCCUGGACCCUUCCCAGAUUGCAGACCUCUGCUCGUCUAUCAACCAAUUUUUCACUCGGACUGGAGUCAUCCCACCACAGGGAGUCGUCCAGCCACCUGUGUGUCACACCAUGCACUCAAACAAGCCUAGCCAGCACAUUGCUCCAGGAAAUAUAUACAUUGACUCCAGACAAAGCCUUCCAACUUCAAUGAUGGGGCCCCCAGGUUACCCCCACAUCCCCCCUCUCAACAGUGCAGGACAGACGAUGACAGGACAUCAUGCGGCAAUGAACCAGCAGCACAUGAUAUCUCCUGCAAACUUCCAGAUGCGCCGGCUGCCUGCGGAUGAUAUCCAGGACGAUUUUGACUGGGAUUCCAUCGUCUAGGCCUCCCCUGGACUGAAGGGAGGGGAGCGGGAGUUUGCCAGGCCGUGCUGUCCACUUGCUGUGGAGGGAGACAAUCUGGACGGGAAUCUUCAGAAGUACAGGCGUCAUUUCGACAAGAGACUUCGGAGUCCUGAUCUUUUAAAAAAAUAAAAAGUUACUUUGAAGACAAUCAAAAUAUGUAGUAGGACAUGUUUAAAUUAUCGCUUUGUACUUGUCAAGGGGGCAAGAAGUAGAUGUUUUGUCAAGCACACACCCCCCCCCCACCUCCUCACAGAACUCCUGUAACUUCUUACUGUUGUGUGACGGGACAACUUUAUAACCUUCUCGUGUUGCCUGACAGGCCUCAGCUUCCACUUGGACAUGGUUUUCUCCAUAUGCGUAACAAGUCCGUCCCCUUUUGAGCAGUCAGGCUGGGUCUGCUAAUUGAUUCUCAUGCUGUUGUGAGAUCUCAGCAUAACAAAGCAGGUUGAAAUUACGCAAAGCGCCAUCAGUUUGUAUGUUUUCAUUUCAUGGAUUGGAAGCUAAAUUGAAGUAAUACUUUUAAUGGGGCUUAAAUAACUGGUCUUUGGUUCUUCAUUUUUAAAACUAAGGACUGCUUAUAUAGUACUAUUAGCUCAAAUAAAGGGUCUGUUUAAUGCUUCUUCCCUUACAGUAUGGUGAUUUCAUGUCCUGUUUUUUUCACAGCGGGUCUCACUGUAGGAUUGAGUAUAAACAUUUGCUUGUAGAAAUAAAUCCCUGCUCGAAUACAAUAACCCAUAGUGUGCAAAUGCUGUUAAAGACAAUUCAAUUCUGAAUUCUCAUCAUGGGCUUUAGAUUUUUGAAAUCUGGAGACACAGGAGACACCCCCCUGUCCCCUAGUGCGGACUGCGCUAUGUGAAGGCUUUUGGUACAACCAGAGUUCAAUGUCCGUUCUAACAGCUACUGACAUGGGUCAUUAAGCCCUGUGUGCCUCCUGGAGAAAAGGAAAAACACGAUGUGUGUUUGUCAUGUGGUGUGUUGUUGGUAUUGAAACUGACUCUCAAAGGGUAUGAGAUUCUCCAGCCAGGCAAAGGGGUUUAGCUCUUGUGUCUCCACACAUUUCCAGCUGAGGGCCAUCCACUGUGCUGGGCAUGAUGAGCCAGAAGUAGUUUGGCAAAAUUUCUCCUAAUUCAAAGUCAAUUGCAAAAUUCUAAGCUAUACACAAAUAAAUAAAACAUUUUUAUGAGAUCCAGUUUAUUUUAUUUUAUUUUUAUUUUUUUUACUUGCACAUCUUAUCUUGUAUUGACUGUGUCCCUAAGUGUUUUAUGUGUGUGUGUGUGUGUUUUGUUUUUCUAGGAUAGCACCCCAGUUAGCAAGCCUCUGUUUUCUUUCUUUCCAACAUGCUCAUGGGUCAAGAGUAGCCUGCCUGAAACAUCCAUGGCAGUUAAAUUAGUGGAUGGGGAUUAUCAGUCUGUAUGCUCUGUUUUUAAAUUUCUUUAAGUGAGCUUUUAUUUUAAGAGCCUGGUAACCAACAUCAACUCGUGAUUAUCUUGCAUUUGUUGAUUCAUGGGGGGAAUUUUUUAGUAACUGACCUUCCUGUUUUAUGCCCCAGUUGGAAAUGGCUCCAAAUGGAAAUGUUGGACUGUUGACAAACUGAAAAUCUUGGUUGCCGGAUCUUGGUUGCCGGGUGUCUUAUUUCACAGAUAAACCAACAUACAAAUAAGUGCAGACAAAUUAGUACCCUAAACCUAGCAUUCAUUGCAUGCUUUUAUGGUCAUUGUGGCUAGUAUGAAAGCCUGUGCCUCUGUGCUAUUGUUGAAUAGUAUUGGGUUUGCAGGAUAGUGUGCCAUCUAGUGUUAAUUUCUGCAUGAAAUAUUUCCAAAUGAACAAGAUGGGGUAUUUCCCUUUGGAGUGGAUAGUUGCAGGUUGCUCUGGACCCCUGACACUGUGAUGUAUUUAAAUGGAACAAAUAGAGGCGUGGUAAAAACAUGUUGGGUUAAAAUGCAUUGGCUUAGACUACCAAUAGGUUUGAAAAACUCCCCAUAGGAGUGGUGAGAGUCGCCUUACCACAGGGGAUCCUUGUUUUGAAUCUCAGCUUAGCCCCUGAAUCACUGUGUGACCAUGGGGGAACACCCUGUGCCUUAGUUUGACUCAGCUAUAAAAUUGGGUGCACAAGACCUCCACUGGUAAAGAGGUUUGCUGUCUUGAUCAACAAUAUAUUAAGAAAUAAUUUGGUAAUGAAGUGUGUGUGGGAUGUGGGGGCAGGUUAUGCAUUGUGUUGUGCAGAGAGAAACGGGGCAGGUUAUGCAUUGUGUUGUGCAGAGAGAAAGGGGUAGCUGUUGAAGGGUAAAUGUAAAUUAAUCAUAAGCAUCAUCUUUAACCUAACUGAGCACAAAACAGGCACAUUUUGAAAAACUGUUUGCAGAAUACAAGCAUACAAAGUCAAGCAUUUUUGGGAGAAGCUUAUCCAGGCCUUUAGCACUGACUGACUUUGUGAAAGGCCUGGUCCUCUUUUGAAAAGGACAGGAACGUCAAUCAAGGCCUCAGACCUUGGGAAGAGAGCUCUUACAAGCAAUGUUACUGAGGCAAUGCAAGCCAAGCUAAUGAUGCAGCGUUUCCCUUGGCUCAAAAUCUAGUCUAUCAGAAAAACUCUCCAGGGCUGAUGUGCCCGCAGGGAGAUUAUUUCUCCGCCUGUUUCAGUUUCACCUCUCCUAGGUGUGCACUGUAAUUAGAAAGCAGGAUUUAGGGGGAGGCAGUGGAUUAGUUCUGAUAAUCCUCUGCUCUUUCACAGUGUACACCACACACAGGAGAAUCAUUUCGUGCUGCAAUUGGUGUCAAUGCAAUUCUUACCAAAGCAGUGUCUUUAUUUUGUAACCAUGUGUUUUACAAGCUUGCACAUUGAUGCUGUAACCAGCUGUCCUGUUUGGCUCUCAUAAUUGUUGCUGACACACAGUGGAGUUUGGUUCUGUUUAUUGUGUGAUUGUAUUGUAUUGUAUUCCUUAAAUUGGCAACUGAAUACUAAGAGUAUCAUGCUGGCAGUUUUCUUUUUUCAGUGUAAUAAGCAGUUGAAAAAAAUUUGAAGUGCUGUUAGUUACCAGAAGUGUAAGGGGAGGAUGGGUUUAAUUAUUUGUUCAAUGUCUGAUUUCACAGACCCAUAUUAGCACUAGUUUUGGACUGUCUUACCUAAGGUAACAUUCUGUACUCCAUAGCUUUGAUGUAUUAGGGUGAUGCCCACAUCUGAAUGAAUAACCUUGAGUCUUGAUGCCACUGCUUUUAGAAGUGAUAUUUCCAGAGCCUCCCCCCUGGGAUUGCAGUGGGUCCUGGCUGGGCUCGGGAGCUGGAGCUGAGUGGGGUUGCUUGAGAUCUGCCUCUGGAUCCUGGUAUUCACCUCUCACAGGGUGGUCAAGUCCAGGUACCCCUGUUGUAACCCCCCUUUUUUAUGAUCUUCAUAGAGCUACCACUGUAGCCACUGACUAUAUUAAGCCUCAAAGGAUUUCUCUGAGUGCUGUUUAAAACUGUCCAAAAGUGCUAUCCUCAGCGUACUUUUCCAGCUCCUAUCAAUUGAUGUUAUUUCAGCUGCUAUACUUGGAAGUAAAGAUGCCAUGCAGAAUUGUUUAAAAUAUCAUGUAUUUACAGAACUGGAAAUAAGCAAAAGAUACGGAGUGAACUUGUGUUAAACCUUCUCAGUAUCAUCAGUGUUCCCCAGUUCACCAGCCCAUGCAACUCAUUCAUCCAUACUGCUCUCCAGUUGAUUUCUACUGGGUAGACCUAAUUUGAACCUUUCCAAUUGUGUAAACUGUGUUGCAUCGUCACAAGGCUACCGGAGCGUUGUUUUCAGUGGUAGAGGAAUUGCAUAGAGCGGUACUGCACAAUGACAGGUAAUUAUACCCAGGAAUUGCAUAGAGAGGUAAUUAAACCCAGAAAUUGCAUAGAGAGGUACUGCACAAUGACAGGUAAUUAAACCCAGAAAUUGCAUAGAGAGGUACUGCACAAUGACAGGUAAUUAAACCCAGAAAUUGCAUAGAGAGGUACUGCACAAUGACAGGUAAUUAAACCCAGGAAUUGCAUAGAGAGAUACUGCACAAUGACCGGUGAUUAAACUCCUUUCAUCCAGGUGGAGGGAUCUUUCAGACCUAUCGGUUUCUAAACCUUAAGGAAUACAAAUGCACAACAAUCAAAAGCUAUUUAUCAAAGUUGUAAAUUGAUGUAUUUCAAGAUUGCAAACAUGUAACUUUGACAUGUUCCAGUUGUUGUGCAAAACCCAGCCUUUCCUCCAUAGCUCCCAGAGUUUUUUCAAAGGCGUCUGUGUAGUCUUUACUCAUUAGAAUCAUCAAUUAUGCCAUGCUUUACUAUUGGUAUUACUGGCCUUGAAUAGAAAAAAAAAUGCUUCUUAAAAAGCCAAGUCACCAAGGCCAAGCCCUGCUUCAGUGGCUGUUUCUGUUAGGUGGAUCUUGUAGGUUUGAUACAGUAUGGGUCAGCUGAAUGGCACUUCUUUUAGUUAGCUUGUUAUUACUAACAGGCUGCACCAAAGGUAAACACACCACUGAUUUUAUAAAAGUAGAAAGUCUUCUAAUAAACCUUUAUCACUGUAUUUUUUGUAACAUUGUCAGUUUUCUUUUCCUUUCACAACAAUGGUAUAAAUUGCACACUGCAGUAAAAAGCCUUGAUGAAUAGAGCCAUUGUAGCCGUGACAGAAGCUCAUUCAUUGGCAACUCCUAACCAGGGUGCAAUAACUGACAGUAAUUGUGUGUUAUUAGGUGUCAUCAGAAUUGUACUCAAAAUUGGUAAUGCCAAAAAAUUAGUACCCAUUUGUUAAAAUACUAAUUACUUAGAAUUCCUGUUGGUUGCAUCCCAGCCAAUAUAAAUCCUCACCAAUUUUAUUUAAUCCAUCUGUAUAAUGUGUACGUUUUUAAAGCAUGGGCUGCUAGUAAGGUGAUUCUUUCUACAUGCUGUAUAAGCAAACCUAAAGUGAGUUAGGAUAACUGCUUUAAAGUGUUCCUAAUAUGACUUUCCUAAACAAUACUGUUAAAAUGUGCUUCCUGUUUCCUUUAGAUAUACAUAUGCAUUUUGUGUGUAUUAUGUCGGAUGACAUUUUGGAGUUGGCUCCUGACAAAGCUACAUUAAAGACAAUGGUGCCUUCCUUUUUUUGGGGGGGUGGGGGUUUGCACAGUUAUGGUAUCUCACAGCACCAAGAGGGGAAGUAGCAGGUAUACCCCAAACAUUGCAAUCUCACACUUUUUUGUUGACCAUGUGAAAAGCAAUAGAGAGGAAAGAAACAAUGUCAACACCCUGUUUUUAACAAUAGCCCGUGUGUGUGUGUGUGUGUCUCUCAAGUGUUUUUAAAUACAUUGAAGAACAGCAUUUUUGCUCUACCGGUGGCUUGUUACAGUAAGGGGGAAAACUGCCAACAAGUACUGGUAUUUGAGGCCUAUUAUUUUAUUCAGUGUUGGUGUGUUAAUGUGCUUUAUUGUAAAUAUGUGUCUUUUAAAUGGUCCUUUUUUUCUCUGGGUGGGAGGGGUAAUAUGGGAGGAGGCAGGGAUUAUUGAUAAAAGAAAAGAAUAUGGAGUAUUUUGUUAAUUGUUCAUUCAGAGGGUGAUCUGUAUAUAUCUAUAUUGUAUAUAUGUGAUGAAAAUGCGUUCGCUUUUUGUGUGACACUACCUUGUACUGCUGUUCUACAGUCAGUGUUUUAAUGUUUAUAAAGUUGGGUUUUUUUUGUUUUUUUUUUUGUUAUUGCACGGUUUAUUACUUUUGCUCUCAGAGGAAAUGACACAGCUACUCUUUGUAUCGGUUUAGUGCUGUAAAAUAACUCCACAGUGUCAUUAGGAUUGUCGCUGCCAGACCCGAUAUGCAUGAAUGGCACUUACAAAAUAAAAUAUGUUAACUACA